This is a messenger RNA of Aegilops tauschii subsp. strangulata, 906 nucleotides long. NCBI's taxonomy places the organism in Eukaryota, Viridiplantae, Streptophyta, Magnoliopsida, Poales, Poaceae. The record is from RefSeq and is a predicted model, not a curated record.
AUGUCUACCAGCUGUCAUCCGGAGUCGCCACUGGUAGAUGUCAAUGAAAGCCAAGAGCUUUUCUCAGAGUCCAACAUGAAGAAGGCUGAAACGAGGUCUGAGAAGAUUGACGUGGUGUUAGAGAAGAUCGAUGCGGCAUCCAAGACGAUCGAUGCAGCAUCCAAGAUGAUCAAAACCACAUCAGAGCAUCUUGAUGCGAUAGCAAAGCAGCUUGGCGAGCAAGACAAUGACAUGCAAGCAAUGGAGUCACUCAACAAGACACUGGUUACCAAGGACAAUCUAGCAAAGCGCAACUGGAUAGGACCUACAAGAUGUAGUUUUUGUGAUCGGGAUGAAUCCAUCAAACACCUCUUUCUUGACUGCCCAGGCCGGGAAGACCCCCCUUUUCGAGAGAAAAAGACACUGGUUACCAAGGAAAUACAAAGCAAUGAUGAGUUGCAGCACGCUCGGAAGAUGCUGAUAGAGGAAUUGCCGAAGUUUACAAAUGGCCAUUCACUUAUAGGCAUCAAAAGGAUGGGUGAGCUAGAUGUGAAAGCGUUUGCAAGUGCUUGCAGCAAAUAUGUAUCACAAGAGGAUGCACAAAUUAACUCUGCUAUUCUUUGGUCAAAAUGGCAAGUUGAAAUUACAAACUCAGGCUGGCAUCCAUUUAGAGUAGUCGUGGUGGAUGGUAAAGAGAUGGAGAUUAUCUCUGAGGAUGAUGACAAGCUUCGCAAGUUAAAAGAAGAGCAUGGUGAGGAAAUCUACACCUUGGUAACGAAGGCGCUGCUUGAAAUGAAUGAGGUCAACGCCAGUGGACGUUACAUCGUAUCUGAGCUGUGGAACCGCAAGGAUGGUCGGAAAGCGAAGCUGGAAGAAGCCAUUCAGUUCAUCCUGAAACAGUUGCAAACACACAAGAGGAAGCGCUGA